AUGGUAUCAUGGUCGGUUCUUGCAAUGGUUUGGCUUAUUUUAGGAAAUAUAAAAAAAGGUCCCUUUCUAAUCUGCAACCCGUUAACAGGAGAAUCUAUUUUAAUUCCGUACUUUAAUUACUCUGGAUUGGAUCGGAAAGUGUCAAGCAUAGGGCGUUUCAGUAGUUUAGCAAGUGGGUUUGGCUAUUGUCCUUCAACUAAAAAGUACAAGGUUAUUAUGAUACAUUAUUCUGAUCAAAUGGUGGCACAUAAGGGGCGUGUUCAAGUAUAUACUGUUGGCGGUGAGUGGAGACACAUUGGAUUUAUUGACCGUUACGAAUUUAAAUCAUCAGGUAUCCAUGUAAAUGGAGCACUGUACUGGUUGCACAAAAAUGAUUAUAAAUUACAAGAAUGUGAGAUUGUGGCCUUUGAUUUGGAAGCUGGGAAGUUCCAUUCAAUCCCUGUGCCACCUUACGAACAUUUUGAGGACUACGAAAGGAGCCGUUUCUGUCCAAUUAAGUUACUUGGUGGGACUAAUAAUUAUUACUUUGCAUAUACUUCUACAAAUUCUCGCACAGACAUAUGGGUAUACAAGAGAAACAAUAUUAACAGUGGCGGUAGUAGUUACACCACAAAAGAGCAGUGUAAGCUGAAACCAAGCGACCACAAAGAAAGUUCAUCAUGUUGGAUUAAGGAGUUUAGUAUAGAGCACAAGGCAGAUAAUUUAUAUUAUGAAUUUGAGCCGUUCGCAGUCACAAGGAACAAUGAAGUGCUAAUGUGGUACAACCGUCACAUACCUUUUCGCACAAGAUUAUGUUGUUAUGACCCUAAAACUUUAACCCUAAACAAACUUUGGGAUGACAAUGCUAAGGGUAUGGUAUACGUUGAGGCAAUUCCUCACACGCAUAGCCUUGUUUCAUUGAAAGAAUUGGGAGAGACUGGUGUUAGUUACUUGAAAGAUUUAGAGAAACAUGUGUUAAUAGAUUUGGUAGAUGUGGAUCUAAUGUUACAAGGAGAUACACAAAUACCUACAGCCGAAGACUGA
Papaver somniferum (opium poppy) is the source of this 1023-nucleotide messenger RNA. RefSeq lists its product as uncharacterized. Lineage: Eukaryota; Viridiplantae; Streptophyta; Magnoliopsida; Ranunculales; Papaveraceae. The record is from RefSeq and is a predicted model, not a curated record. The transcript has a single exon. The coding region runs from base 1 to 1023 and encodes 340 amino acids.